AUGUCAAACGGGAUUCCAUCUUAUGCCACUGCAUGCAGUAAUUCGUCUCAGUAUGCUAGUGCUUGCUCUUGUAUGGGAGUGACAGCAAGAACUAUCACCCUCAAUGCCACUGCAACCACCGUCACUAUCACCAUCUCGACUACACAGACAUCGACUGUUUCUUCUGCUUCUCCGAUUUCAUCUUGCACAGCCAAUACCCAGACUGAUCCCAACAACUGCGGCAGCUGCGGCAAUGUUUGCUCAACCGGAGUCUGCAAUAAUGGUAUCUGUUCAAGUGCCCAAUGUCCCAGUAACCAGACCUGCGACGCCGGUUUCCACUCUUGCAGCACUGGCGAUUGCUUCUGCUUCUCAGACCACACGGGUGCUGGGUUCUGUGGCCAGGACGCUCUAUGUAGCGGGAUUACAUCCUGUGCAAAUGAUGACGAUUGUGCCGGUGGUAGCAUCUGUGCUAUGAACACAUGCUGUCCCGCUCCAUCCGCAGAACAACCAGGAGUAUGUCUGGUUGGCGAAUGCGGCAAUCCCGCGACAAAACUCGCUCGUAUGGCGAGCGCUGUACGUAGAUCUCCUCUCGGGGUUAAUACUGCCGGUCGUCGCGGAUACCAAAGGUGA
This is a messenger RNA of Amorphotheca resinae ATCC 22711, 609 nucleotides long. RefSeq lists its product as hypothetical. The coding region runs from base 1 to 609 and encodes 202 amino acids. The record is from RefSeq and is a predicted model, not a curated record. The transcript has 2 exons. Lineage: Eukaryota; Fungi; Ascomycota; Leotiomycetes; Helotiales; Amorphothecaceae.